UGCUGCCGGGCUGAGCCGGAAGUGGUGGCAGAGCUAGCCCGGGGUGCCCGACUUGGGGUGCGAGAGUGCCAGUUCCAGUUCCGCUUCCGCCGCUGGAACUGCUCCAGUCACAGCAAGGCCUUUGGGCGCAUCCUGCAGCAAGAUAUUCGGGAGACUGCCUUCGUGUUUGCUAUUACGGCGGCGGGGGUCACGCAGGCCUGCUCCAUGGGCGAGCUGUUGCAGUGCGGUUGCCAGGCGCCCCGCGGCCUCUCCCCGCACUCCGGCUUGCAGGGUACUCCCCGGCCUCCUGGCCCCGCGGGGUCCCCAGACAGCAGUGCCGCCUGGGAAUGGGGAGGCUGUGGUGACGACGUGGACUUCGGGGACGAGAAGUCGAGGCUCUUUAUGGAUGCGCAGCACAAGCGGGGGCGCGGAGACAUCCGCGCGCUGGUGCAACUGCACAACAACGAGGCGGGCCGGCUGGCGGUGAGGAGAUACAUGCGCACCGAGUGCAAGUGCCACGGACUGUCGGGCUCUUGCGCCCUACGCACCUGCUGGCAGAAGCUACCCCCGUUCCGCGAGGUGGGCGCGCGGCUCCUGGAGCGCUUCCACGGCGCCUCACGCGUCAUGGGCACCAAUGACGGCAAGGCCCUGCUGCCCGCGGUCCGCACGCUCAAGCCGCCCGGCCGCGCCGACCUCCUCUACGCCGCCGACUCGCCCGAUUUCUGCGCCCCGAACCGGCGCACAGGCUCUCCGGGCACGCGCGGCCGCGCCUGCAACAGCAGUGCCCCGGACCUCAGCGGCUGCGACCUGUUGUGCUGCGGACGGGGCCCCCGCCAGGAGAGCGUGCAGCUCGAGGAGAACUGCCUGUGCCGCUUCCACUGGUGCUGCGUGGUGCAAUGUCACCGCUGCCGCGUGCGCAAGGAGCUCAGCCUCUGCCUCUGACCCUCCCGGCGGUCCUAACUGCGCAGAGCUGCUUCUCGGGACCUGUGGCACCUCUGCGAUCCAGCAGGGGGCGCUGUCCGGCCCAGCCUGUCCCUGUGACAGUCCAUCUCCCAAACUUCUGGAAUCUGUGAAGUGGGGGUCUGGAGGUAUACGCCUAGUCACAAAAGCCCAAGGCGCCCGAAGGCCCUGAAAGGCUCUCUGGGAGUUUCCAGGGAGACUAUACAGAACUUCCCUCCCCUGGACUCCAGGUAGAAACCAAAAAACCAAUGUCUGGGCCUCUGGAUGUGGGGCUCCUGGGAACUGCAGGUCCUGGGAUAGGUGGUGAGUUUCGUAUCAAUAAAGAUAUUUAAACCAACA
Tupaia belangeri chinensis (Chinese tree shrew) is the source of this 1278-nucleotide messenger RNA. It is a transcript of the gene WNT6, whose product is annotated as Wnt family member 6. Gene Ontology annotation, molecular function: frizzled binding; cytokine activity. The record is from RefSeq and is a predicted model, not a curated record. Gene Ontology annotation, biological process: canonical Wnt signaling pathway; cell fate commitment; multicellular organism development. Gene Ontology annotation, cellular component: extracellular region. Lineage: Eukaryota; Metazoa; Chordata; Mammalia; Scandentia; Tupaiidae.